This is a messenger RNA of Colletotrichum spaethianum, 801 nucleotides long. RefSeq lists its product as uncharacterized. The coding region runs from base 1 to 801 and encodes 266 amino acids. Lineage: Eukaryota; Fungi; Ascomycota; Sordariomycetes; Glomerellales; Glomerellaceae. The transcript has 3 exons. The record is from RefSeq and is a predicted model, not a curated record.
AUGUGUCCUACGUCCCCAAAAGACCGAUCGGUAGAGCUCGAGGAAGUUGAGCAAUGGGUUGGCCGCUUUAACGACCUGAAGUCGGCAUUCCGCAGGGAGGAAGAGGCGGCACGUCGCGAGUUUGAGAAUCAAAUUCGGGUUUUUAAACAGCAAUUCGAAUCGGAUGUACAGAAUCGGAAGCAGGAAUACGCCGCUGCGCUACACACUCAUCUGCGAAACUUGCCCUACAACCUGGACACCUCCGAACCGCCAAAGACGCGCUCUAAUCCAUCCCACCGCGCCACCCAAAUGCCAAAUGAUGCCGCAGACGAGAUAUCAGAGCGGCAGAGCAUUGACGUCCUAUCACCGCCAACACGUCGUGGCUCGAUGACAUCUUCCGUUCGACAGGCUACAUCUAGCAAGCGCCAGCGAUCACAAUCCUGCGCCGGAGCCGAGCGAAACCACCAGGCCUCGGGUGACACCCCACCGAAACGACUCAAAGGCGAGGAGACAAUCACGUUCGAAGAAGUCUAUAAAGGUUUCGACGGUCAUCCUCGUUACAUGAUCUUUCCAUUCCCCAAAGACGCCGACAAGUGGUAUAUCCUUCGGUGCAAAGAGCAUGACAUGGACUUCGGGCUCAAGCCUGUCUUGAGUGCUUCCAGGCAUCUCUGCAACCCGGAUCACGCCACGAAGUCCAGGGGUAUCGAAGUAGUCAUCAGCCUUUUUGGGCUUCGCGUACUCGAUUGCGACAAGGGAAAGGCAGAGAAGAACAAUGCCGCUGGAGGCCCACAAAAACGUGAAGACUUCGGCACCAAGUCGUAA